Magnolia sinica is the source of this 868-nucleotide messenger RNA. RefSeq names its product protein NUCLEAR FUSION DEFECTIVE 6, mitochondrial-like. Bases 337 to 633 code for a protein of 98 amino acids. Lineage: Eukaryota; Viridiplantae; Streptophyta; Magnoliopsida; Magnoliales; Magnoliaceae. The transcript has 3 exons. The record is from RefSeq and is a predicted model, not a curated record. Gene Ontology annotation, cellular component: mitochondrion.
AUACGUCACGGUGCGCCCCCACAGAUUCCCCGAAAGGACGGUCUGUCUCUAGCUAGGUCCCGGUGGAGGUAGUACCCAAUCCGCUCCUGCGUCGUGGGUUGCCGGUCAGGUUAGCCGGCUGGGGCUAACCCCGACCCGGAUCGAGCCCGACACAUUGCUAGGUCUCUCUCUCUCCCGCUCGCUCGCUCGCUCUCUCGCAGGACGCGUGCGUUGCCCAUGACAUUCUCCCUUUAGUAGGGUUUAACAUCACAAAACCGCAAACCGAAAUCCCAUCCCUCUCUCCAGAGCAGAUCCCCACACCUGAUUUUAACCGUUAAUCUGAGCAAUCAUAAUCCAAUGGCCACGAUUGCCAGGUCCGUCAUGCGCCCGGCCGCCUCCAUCCGGAACGCAGCAGCAAAGCUCACUACAGAAGCGAAAGCCAAAAGCUCCUCUCCGUUAGUCCGCAUGUCCUCCACCCGAAACCCCUCUUCUCCCUCUCGGUUUCUCCUCAGGUCGACGAUCGAGAUGAGCUGCUGUUUGGAGUCGCUCAUGCCGCUUCACACCGCCACCUCUUCUGCUCUCCUCACUUCAAUGCUCCCCGUCUCUCGCCCUGGCUAUGGUUGGCUCUCUGAAGGCCUUUCAAUGCCUUUAUAGCAGUAUUUCAUCAGUGGCUGCUUGGUACCCGAUGGAUUGAUCCAUUAGGUAAGACGUGCAUGAUCGGCAUGACCUUUUCUGUCAAUUUUGCUCAUCAGAAACCGAAGAAAUGAAUUACUUGGUAAUCUCCAUGCAAUCUGUGUUUUGUGUGCCGAUUCACAAAGGACUUGAUCCUUCUGUUUAUUUCUGGAACCCUGUCUUGAUGCUCAGCAGCACACAAGUACUCUUUAGCUUU